Messenger RNA from Phaeodactylum tricornutum CCAP 1055/1, 953 nucleotides. RefSeq lists its product with no specific name. Lineage: Eukaryota; Bacillariophyta; Bacillariophyceae; Surirellales; Neidiaceae. The record is from RefSeq and is a predicted model, not a curated record. The transcript has a single exon. Bases 122 to 934 code for a protein of 270 amino acids.
CAUCAUCGACGCAUUCCCUAACCUUCCUGGAUGAAUAAAGUAAUUCCAUUCAUUCUACUCCGCGUUGCGAAGCGACAAGGGGUGAACGCGACUUGCGGACAGUCACAGUAUUUGCCCUCUGAUGAUUCGGCAUGCGGUGGACGGGAGCGUUCUUCGAAAAAGACCGAUAACGAGCUUCGGCGCCGCGUUGCUCGGCGGUGCGUGGACGAGUAGAAAUCGCAUCGUAAUUGCUUGUGAUAGACACCCGCCGCAGCGAUGGCUGUUGCCGACGCGGUCGUGUGCAACCACGGUCGCUCCGGAGGAUUUUACACUCGAUGAUUCUUGUCCCCUUUGUCGACAGUUCCGCCAAGGUCCUUGCGCCGCCCCGUUUAAUUCCUGGUACGCCUGUACCGAACGGGCCAAUGCCGCAUCACAGGACCACGUUGCCGUGUGUAGCGAAUCUUUUGCGGCUUUUCACGCGUGCGUCGCAUCGAACGAAACAUUUUACGAUCGCGCGACGGGUCCGGACCAGUUCCAUUCCAGCGGUCCGGACGAAAGUGCCGCCACCGCCACGGAUGUAUACACUUCCAGCUGCGAAGCCUGGCAGGAACUCAUUGAUAACGAUCUAGCAGAUGUCAAGCGUUUGGAUUUUCCAUCGCAUUUACGCCCGGUUUGGCGAACGUCAGCGGACUCGCGGCUUUCGGCUGAGUUUGUCGUACGAGACCUCGUCUUGGUUUAUGUGGAAGCAUUGGAGAGCGACAAUAGCCGAAUUAUGGGUGCGCGACUAAUUGCGGCCGGUGCCAAGGCGGACAUGACGGUAAUACGUGAUAGAAAGGAAACCGACCUUGUCAGCUUUGCUAUUCCCAGCGCGUCAAAUAGAUGGCUACGUAUUUCGGCCGUUUACGAAGAUUCCGACGACGUAGUGGUCUAUGAGAUGACUCUCCGAGUUCCUUGAGUAACAAGUUCCCUAUUCC